ACUGUCCCCACUCCCAGGGAACCUUAACACUGGCAUUGCCAGACCUCAUGGCUCUGAAUUUUGGUUUGUUUGACUUGACAGUUUGGAGGGAAGGUAAUACUAUGUCUUUUCCUUGCUAAGUAAAGAACAAACUGCAGGUACCUGGAAUAAGAUAGGCUGAAAAGCCAAAAUACCUGGUGAGAAGGAGAUCUUUCAUGCUGCCACCACAGCAGCAUCUGAGUGCUUGCUUGAGCAGGCACAAGAUGCUUCUAAUGCACCAGAAAUGCCACUAUUGCUUGAUGCUCUGGAGCUGCAACCACAUGCCCAGAUUAGGGGUCUCUCACUUAGAGGAGGUGAGGAGGGAGGGAACAUUUUCCACCCUGCUUAAUUCUGUCUUCAUCUGUAAAGCCAGGAGAAAGCUGGAAGGGGAACACAUGAUGGUAUUGUUCUGUGUUAAUUUUUUUUCUAAUUAGCCAAAGUAUUGAAAAUGCUUCUGUCUCUUUAAAAUGGUGUGGUAUUUUGUGCUGUGACUAUUACCGAACAUGAAGUUAUUUGAGUGAACAGAAUAACUUCAUGUGUGUUGAGGUGUGAGGUGACCUCAUUAUUCCUAAAUCUGUUCCUUUUUUGUAGCACUUCUUAUUCAGCUCUGCUCUUUCAGCUGCUCAAGUGUUUUUAUUUCUGCUCUGGUUGUGUAACAGAUUUUUUUUUUUAAAUUUCAGAAUCAUAGCAACAUAAGUUGGUUAGAUGAGCCAACCUGGCAGAAAUUAGCUGCUCAUAGAUAAGACAAUAAUAGAGCAAGAUUAAACAGGUUUUGUGGCUUAAUAGAGUAAGAAGCGAUACUUGCCAGAUUUUACUUUGAUGCAAGGAUGUUGAUUAAUGCAAGACAUGUUUCAUUCCAAUCAAGACUUCUGUUAAAGACAUUUUAAAAAAUUAUCAUUUUGCCAUUGCUUGCACAGUCAGAACUUCAGAGAGGUGUUGUGUUGAACACUCCGGCAAAUUGGCGUUCCCUGUCUGCCUUCAGAAGAGCAUGUCCUGGGGAGCACUGGCACUCUGCAAUCAGUGCUUGUUCCGGGGCAGAGGUGCAUAUCUCCAGGGAGACGCUGCUCCCUUCAGCACUUUCUGCUUUUGCUGUCACUGAGGACUUUGCUGUUGGGACUCUUAUCUGGAAAUGAGGCACCUGUCCACUCACAAAGAAAAGAAAAAAGUAUUUCUCAAAGUUCACUUGGUGGUCUCCAGGCAGCCUUGGUGGUUGUACUGAGUAGAAUUUCUUUGAAGAGACAGAUUAAAGGUGGAUGACUGCAUAUCCCGUUGCAAAUGCCAUAUAUUGACAAUUUUUAUAUGCUAACUUGAAAGUUUUUCCAUUUAGACCUCCAGCAUUUAAGGGACACAUGAGAGACAAGAUUGCAACUCCCUUGCUUGAGAGCUCUCUAUCACCUCCUGAGUUGUUCCUGUGGGGCAUGCUUGUCUAAAUAACAGAUCCCAUCUUUUGUAUCCUUAACCACUCAUCAGAAACUUCCUGGCUCCAGUGUUGUUUGCCUGGUUCAUUUUCUGCUGCUCUCUCUUGGUUUCUUGUACUAGCUUCAAUAUUCUCUACUGAUCGCAUUUAGCUCUGGAGCACUUGAGUGAGUUGGUGAUCUGCGGGGUUUUUACUGAGCAGGUAAGUUUUCUGACUAAGUGUGUUUCCUAAGUUAAAGGUCUAGUGCCUAUGCCAAACCUAUACUUGCAUAAAUAACCUGCCUAUCUACAAUUACAUAUAACAAGUUUUUAGCAGUUCCACUGCCUCCAUUUCCUGUUGCAUUGAAAAUAGUUCCAAAUGAAAUUUUGGCCAGAGGGGCAAAAAUUUUAGUUUGGCAUCAGUGGAUGGCAUUUCUGCCAGUUCAGGUAUGUGAAUUAUGUAAUUAAUAUCUGCAUAAGAUAAUGUAAAAGCAAAACACACCAUGUGUGUUUUAGGGGCUUUACAUGAACUGGAGUUGUUUGGGAAAUAACUAGGACCUUUUAAAUGCCUACUGCAUUACACUUUUCAUCUAUCAAGACCUAUUUGCAGGUAAGCCAGUUGAAGGAAAACAUUUUAUUUUUGUCUUUAGACUUUGCAUUGAGUUUAAUUUUGUCACUUCACCUUUUAAUCCUCUUUCAUUUAAUAUUUUGCCAUGUAACAAAAGCAUGUGUUUCAAUUUUCAACCCUGCUUAAACAGAGAAAGGCUAUGGCAAUGGUGGCAGGCAGUUCAGAUGUGAUUGAGAUAAAGCUGAUAUUAGGAAGUUAUAGGGAGAGUGGUUUCUGCCUCUUCAUUGCCAGAUUGUCCACCACUUAUCUUCAUGUCUGUUGUCUGAGUGAUGCUGCUUCUCAGCUGUUGCUAUGAAAAGUCCUUUGAUAACCUUGUGUGAUGACUAAAUGGUACUAAUUGUCCCCACCUGGGAGCCUGUUUCAUGGUCAUUCAGGCAUCUCCAACUCUGAUGGUAGAUUAUGUUAUCCCUGUAAGAGGUACCUCUUGACACCUAUGCUUUUCAAUAUUGUAAUGUCCAUCUGUUGGUUUUCAAGGUGGAUCUUAGACAGUCAUGGGGUUUGAAGUGAAAAGACUGCAAAGGACCUGAACAGCUGCAGAAUGUGCUCAGGGAAGUGACCACAGCUAUGAUCCACAGAGUUUCUGCUCAGGUACCUGUGCAGUCUUUUGGAUGAUCCUGAGCCCUUCUGUAAGCUCUCAUGGUCUGAAUUAAUCCUGGCUUGCUGGUUAUUUGGAGGGAUGCUAGAUCUAGUGCAGUGCUGUGGGAGGAAGGCUUGAGGGGGCUGCGUGAGGUGAUUUAUUGACUGCAGAGAAUCUUGGUCUGUCAGCUGCUGGAGUGGCAUAAGCAGUCCUUAUAGAUGGGUCAAAAAGCUAUGCAUUUUGUCAAACUAGUUUCAUCUUCCUGUUCUUUUUUUUUUUAGCUCUUUUUAAUUAAAAUGAAGUUGGGCAGAAGUGAUUCUCUUGGUUCCUGAGAAUGUUUCAUUAGUGAAAUCAAAUGUCUCUAAAGAAAGAAGUUGCUAAAGUCAUUAUUACACAUAAAUCUUGAUAUAUCUAUCCCCCAAAAAAAUUGGCAUGAGAUGCCUCAGUGGAGAAAGCAACAGGGGGAUAUAACUCUCAAGCUUUUUAUUUUAUCUUCUCUCAUUUACAGUUCAAUCCCAUUUGUCUGUGUUUUAUGCAAAUUAUUCUGUAUGUCUAUAUUUCCAGUGCUUAGAAAGAAGGGGUCACUAAGCAGCCUAAGAUUGUUCAAUGUUUUUCCAAAUACAUGUUUUUAAUUGACUUGACAGAGGGAGAUUUGAGAAAUCAGAUAUUAGUAAAUGCACUAUGUACAACAGAUUAAUCAAAAUUUUCCUUUGUUAAAGGCUUUAUCUUCUGACUUAAAAAGUCUCUGCAAUUGAUAUGCAAAUGCCAAGGACCUCUGUUGAAACUGGAUAAAAACCAUAAAGUUUUGUUUCACAUUGAGAAAGUAUAGUCUUUCUCUAGAUCUUGAAUUUCCUGAGAAGCACUUUUUGGUCUUAACACCAUCAGGAUGUGAAAGCGUAAGCAUAAACACUUGUUGUUGGUCUUUGGGUAAAACUUUUAAUACAUGAUUUUGAACAAACACCAUGCAAGAAUUGAAAAGACAUCAUUAAAACAUUCAUUUCCUGUUGUGGAUUUUACUGCAUGAUUGUUCCCAAGAGAAUUGAAAAUUAGACCUCCAUUUGUAUGCCAAACUACAGAUAUAUACAGAUAUAUAUGGGUAUAUUUUCCCUUAAAUCCUAUUGCAAAUGCGUGUUUGUAGAAGACCGGCACCUCUGCGAGUGGAGCUACUGGAUCCAUGGGAAGUUUUAUCCAGAGCACAGAGAAGUACUGUAGUAGGCUUUGGCUCAACUGGUGUUGACUGAGAACUGCAUAAUGAAGCCUUUUUGGGGGUUUAUAUUCAAAAUUUUAUUGCUUUCUAAGAGGAAUUUGCAUCAUUGUUGCUUCUUUUAUGGUGAAUAAAGUCUGCUUAAUGCUUGUCUCCAUUUCAUGUUACUAUAGGAUGCUUCAGAAAAUACUAAUGUCUGGCACAAAUUUUCUUGGAAAAUGCAGCCUCCUGAUUUCAUGGUAGCUAUUGACAUUAAAUUAUUCUUGUAAAAGUAAAAACAUGGAUAAUACUAUAAUGUCAGGAAUUUUCUUACUUUUUUAAAACCACUGCUGUUAUUCAUAACACCUAUAAAGGGUUGCCCAGUAUCCCCAGUAUACCUUAUUUCCCUUGUGGGACAAGUAAGCUAUUUUUGGCUUUGUAGCUGGGGAAGACUGAGCAAAAAGCAAUUAUAUAAACUAAUAUAUCAAAUGUAGGAUCACCUGGGAGGUCUUAGCUAUCAAUCUGAAAUCACUUUGACUCUUGCUAGUUAACAUCUCCCUUAGCAUUUUCCCCGGGGAGAGUGCUAAGAACAGGGUGCUGAAGUACACGCCCAGCCUUAUUUCUUAGGCUGUUCCUACAAGCUUCCUAUCAUGUUACAAUAUGUCCUUCAGAGUUCUCUUAAAGACAGCAACAAAAAAAAAAAAAAAGCCAAACAAACCCUUCUCUUUGGUGAUUUCAUGGCUUUUGUUUCUUCCUCAGAGAAGAUCAAGUCUGGAGUUUCUCUGACUUCGUCUGAAAUUGUAGGCAUGAUCAAUUUGUUUAAGAAACCUUACAAGAAAAAGGCAGGCAAAUUCCAGCCUUUCAAGAAGCUCUUCAGCAAGAGGAAGAAAAGAGAGCCUGCCUCAGACUGUGAGGAACCCAAGCUGAAGCCCAGCCACUCCUUCAGCAAUAUCUGCAACGGCACCUUCUCCUCCGAUGAAGAGCCAAACAGUGGGCUGAGAUCCUCCCAUUAUUCUAUGGGCAGUCGAGCUUUUUCCCAUGACAGUAUUUUUAUACCUGAUGGGAGAACAGAGGGUGAACAGGCCAUCCAAGCAAUGUCACAGGAGAACGUUUUAGGAAAAGUCAAAACUCUUCAGCAACAGUUGGCCAAGAAUAUAAAAUUUGGGCAGCCUCCACAAAUGACAGUUUCUGCAAGGACAAUGGGGGAAGCAAACACUAGUAUAGAAGAGGAUGUGUUGCUCAGCAGCCCCAUGGAGAUUGAGACUCAGCAGGUCACAGUGAUCUCAGGCAGUGGUAAUAAACCCACUGACACACCAGAUUUCUUGAGAAUGCUAAAUUUGCCUGGAACAGGACAUGAAGUGGAAGAAAAGGUCACUCCAGUCAAAUCAGCUCGGCCAAAAAGACAAUUUUCCUGUUCUGGCACAAUUGAAACAAUCAAUUUGGAUUCAGUUCCCCAGGCUGUUGCUCGUCUAGACAACAGUGCAGCUAAGCACAAGCUGUCAGUGAAGCCAAAAAAGCAGAGGGUAUCAGGAAAGCACAAGAGACUAACAAAGGGAUCACAAAGUUUAACAAUAACAGAAUUUGAGCCAGAGGACCUGGAAACUCAGCUGUACGAGGACAUAUAUCCAGGUUAUAAUGGACACUUCAUAGCAGACAAGCUAAUCCAAGGCAGAAAUGAGCAGAAGCAGCUUCAGCUUGCAGAGGAGAAAAGAAUUGAAGAUCACUGGGGGAUCCUUGAGGCUGAAAGGAUAAGACAGAUUGUAGAAAUGGAUGAACAAAGAGAAAUGGAAGAAAAAAGGUGCCAAGAACUUGAACAGAUGCGUAAAGAACAGGAGAAAAGGUGUUGUGAAGAAGAGAUGAGGCAGUAUCUCCUCGAGGGAGAGAUAUCUUUGGAAACAGAAGAGCAAACAUGCUAUAAAGAGGAGAGAAGACUGACAGAGACUGAAAAGAGGCAAGAGCUGGAGAAGAUGAGGUGUCAGGAACUGGAGAAGCAAAGGCAGAAGGAGUUGGAGGAGCAACAAAGUCAAGAGCUGGAGGUGCAAAAGCUCAAGGAACAGGAGGAGCAACAGAGACAAGAGCUGGAGGAGCAAAAGCUCAGGGAACAGGAGGAACAACAGAGACAAGAGCUGGAGGUGCAAAAGCUCAAGGAACAGGAGGAGCAACAGAGACAAGAGCUGGAGGUGUGGAAGCUCAAGGAACAGGAGGAGCAACAGAGACGAGAGCUGGAGGUGUGGAAGCUCAAGGAACAGGAGGAGCAACAGAGACAAGAGCUGGAGGUGCAGAAGCUCAAAGAACAGGAGGAGCAACAGAGACGAGAGCUGGAGGUGCAGAAGCUCAAGGAACAAGAAGAGCAAAAGAGACAAGAGCUGGAGGACCAGAGGUGCAGGGAACGGGAGGAACAUCAGAGGCAAGAGCUAGAUGAACGGAAGCACUGGGAACAGGAGGAGCAGAGACAUAAGGAACUGGGGGAGCAGAGGCAUCAGGAAUGGGAAGAGAAGUGCAAAGAGCUGGAGGAGAAACAGAGACAAGAGCUGAAGGAGCAGAAGAGGAUAGCGCUGGAAGAAUUAAGGCAACACGGGACUGAAAAAGAGUGUCAAGAGGAAGAAGAAAGAAAUUGGCUGGAGGAACCAAAAGUACUCAAGGAACAAAAUAAGGAAGAAAUACAGAGAGGAGACCUAGAAGAGAAAGAGCUUCAAGUCACUGAAAUAAAACUGAAGGAGAAAGAACCUGAGAGCCUCAAAGAAGAGAAGAAACAGGAGGAACAAAGGCAUUUGAAGGAGAAAGGAGAAAAGACAGAUAAGGAACAACCCCAGCAAGUAACAGACAAGAAAAAGAAACGGGAAGAGCAGAGGAAACACAAGCUCAUAAAACAAAUGCACAUGGAAAGUUCAGAGGGUGUGCCACAAGAUGAACUGAAGCAGCAGAAGGAACAAAAUGGACAAGAAUGGAAUGAGCUGAAAGAGCAGAAGACAGGCACAGAAGGACAAAAUCUUCAGCAAACCCAAGAAAUAUCCUUGGAACAGCCACAAGACAAGGAUCAGUUCUGUUCCAGAGGGGCUGAUAGGCAUCCAACAGAGGAGAAGCUCCAAGAAGGAUCAAGAGCCCAAAAUCUCAAACAGCCAGAAAAAGGGAAUAAAACAGCAGAAGAAAUGCUAGCCCAGAAACUGAAGAGAGAUGUUGAAGCUCAGGAGCAAAAGCGCAUAGGGGAAGAACUUCGGUGGCAAGAGGUAGAUGAAAGACAAACUGCAUCCAGACCCUUCACAUUUCAAGUGUCUUCUGGAGAUAAACAGAUCAUAUUUCAGAAAGUAAAUCUGAGUCCUGUCACACCCAUCAAAGGAACAGGACUCUCUUCUCCAUCUGUCAAAGACUGCAGGGUGCACACCAUCAGUAAGGGCUCUCACACCCUCCCAUCAUCUGCGUGUGUGCCCCACACAGCUAUUUUGGUUACUGGAGCCCAGCUGUGUGGCACAGCAGUUAACCUGAACCAGAUUAAGGACACGGCUUGCAAAUCAUUACUUGGCUUAACAGAAGAGAGGAAAAAUGUGGAAAUUCCUUCACCAGAGAAGUCCCAGAAAAAAAAACAGGAUCUCAAACCUAGCAGCAGUAAAAUUAAACAUGCUCAAGAGACAUUGAACAACCAGGCUGUACUAGCUGAGUGGGCCUCUAUUCGCUCCAGAAUACUGAAGAAUGCAGAAAACAACAAAUAUAAUGAGAGAGACCGAGUAAGUGCCUGCAGGCACAGUGACGACUGGACACCCCGAGGACGGGGUGCUCCCCAUGGUAAUUUAAGGAAAACCCUUUCUGCAAAUGCAAAGUUCUCAAUAACACCAGCAUGGCAGAAAUUUUCAGAAGUUUCAAAAAUCAAUUCAGACCCUGAGAAUGUAAGUGUGGCAAAAGGCAAUGAAACAGUGGCUGUGGGGAGAAACACUGCCUCAUCUGCUGAUCUGAAGGAGGAUGUGGCUACCACUUUUAAGGAUAAUUUAGUUGAAAAGGCUAAGGAGAAAGUGGAAACCCAUAGUGAAGUGACAGACAAUACAGAAGGCUGCAAAUUUGCAAAAGAUCUUCCAUCUUUCCUUGUUCCAAGUUUUCCUCAUUCUCCAGGUAAAGAAUUACCUAAGCCAGAACUUCCCAGUGCUCUGGAAAAUCAGCAAAAUAACAGCACAAAAAAAGCAGAUAAACCGUCCCCAAAUGGAGAAGAAAAUGUUUCUCCUUUUGGGAUAAAGUUACGAAGGACAAACUACUCUUUACGUUUCCAUUAUGAUCAACAAGCAGAGCAAAGGAAAAAGAAAAGAUACAGUGCAGGAGACAGUUUUGACGGUGUGCCUGACCCACUCACCUCAACAGAAGGUGAGAAAGAAUCCACUGUUUUUGCUCCACAAGAGAGUACUUCCCCCGACGUGGGGAGAGCAAAUGUCCCCGGUAAUUUAAAAGACUCUUCAAUUACUGUGACUGAGUUUUCACAGCCAGCGGGCACACCAGUGAUCCCACCAGCCACUGGCCAGAGUGCUUUACCUGCUCAGGAGAAACCAGCAUGCAAGUCAGUGGUCCCACAGAAACCUGCUAUAGCUCCGAAGCCCACCAGCCAAACCCCACCAUCAUCUCCUCUCUCUAAAAUGAACAGAUCAAACCUAUCUGAAAUGCUGGGGCAAAGGGUGGCUAAAGCUGAAUCAGAUGGUGGCUGGAGAAAAGAAGACAGAGCAAAUGCAGUGCAGCCCACACCAUCUGAUGAGUACAAAAAUGAAGAGGAAGAAAUCAAAGAAAAGAAGUCAUUUUUCCCAUCUCUAAGUAUUCCAUGGAGAGAAAAAAAUGACAAAAAGCCUGAGCCAUUGAAGAAAGAAAAGCCUGUCCUCCAGAGCAGGCACUCUUUAGAUGGCUCUAAAUUGAUGGAAAAAGUGGAAACUUCACAACCGCUUUGGAUUACAUUGGCACUGCAAAAGCAAAAGGGAUUUCGUGAGCAGCAAGCCACAAGGGAAGAGAGGAGACAAGCCAGAGAGGCAAAGCAAGCAGAGAAGCUGGCUAAAGAAAAUGCUGCUGUAAGUAAUCAGUCAGAUAAUAAAAGUAGCAGCAGCAAAACGAGCACACUGCAGAAAUCUACAACUCAAGAAGGGGAGAAGAAAACUGAGACUGCUGUGUCAAGACUAGAAAGAAGGGAGCAGCUAAAAAAGUCAAACACCCUUCCAACUUCUGUGACAGUGGAAAUUUCAGAUUCUGUUCCAUCAACCCCACUGACAAAAGAGGUGGCCAAGAGAUUCUCUACGCCUGAUGCUAACCCUGUGUCAACAGAACCAGCCUGGCUUGCGUUAGCCAAGAGGAAAGCAAAAGCCUGGAGUGAUUGUCCACAGAUCAUAAAGUAAACUGUAAAACUACAUCUCUAUUGCUAUUAAUUGCUUUCUUUUAUUUAUUCUGCAUUUUACACAUGACAAAAUUGAAAAUGCAUGUAUGGAAGGACUGAAAAUUGAACUGAUUACCAUUUUGCUCUAGCUCACUGUUAAGCCUACUCAAGUCAUAUAUUCCAUUGCUUUGACAAAUAGCUAAAUGAGGUCAUGGCAAAAAUUUCACAGCCAGACUCUCAAAAACUUAAGAAUGCUCAGAUACUGGAUGUAAAUUUUAGUGAGUAUCAUAAUAAGGGCCAGAACUUCAGUUCAGAUGCUUCUUAAAUUCUGUGGGUACUCAGUUCUGGAAUUUUAGAUCUCUAUACUUUAAACGAGAUCUCAGAAUUUUUUUUCAGCAGUCUGUUGUUAAAAUUAAGGCAAGAUGCAUGUUCCCUUCUCUUAUUCAUAAUUUUAAAAAAAAUGUUAAACUGUAUGAACUGUCAGUUCUGCCUGCUAUUUGAAAGCUUUUUCCCUAAUGAAGAACUUCGGGAUAUACCGUUCCACAUGCAAAUAAUAAGCAGAAAGAUGGUACCAUCCAAAUGCCGAGGUAAUUUCUUCCAUUGUAGUAUUAAUAUACUACAUCUAUAUUCCCUCAUUCCUAGGAAAAAAACAAUUAAUCCUACUUUAAAAACCCCACAGUUAUUUAAGCAAAUAUCAUUAAGUUUUCAAAAAGAAGCCAAGAAGUCAGUGUUUCUUCUGGUCAUUUAAAUGCAUCACUGUUUGUGCUUGGCCAUAUUUAAGAUGCAUAGAGACAGUGAUUGCAGAUUACAACUUUAAAUCAAUUGAAUGACUGGAAUUAAACUGUUCUACACUGCAAAUGUAGCUAUGGAAUUUGUCUCGGUAAGUUCCCACAGGAGUAAGACUGGCAGAACUGAAGUUAACUGAGAAUGGAAAGCUAAGUCAGUGAGAGUCACAGGAGUUUUAACUCGGCAUUCUUCCCGAUUUUACUCCCAGUUUUACAUGCAACUUCAGGUAGUUCAGAUAACUUCCUGUACUUUGACCAAUACAGCCAGAUCACUUCAGAAAAGGUUACUUACCCCAUCUCAGGUAUCUGCUGUGGCAAUUGAAAACUUUAUUACUUCACCUAACUAAAAUAAAAAUGUUCACUCCCUCUCUCUUACAAAAAAGGAUAAAGUCCAAGAUGUAAUAAAGAUGUCGCUAUCCUCAACAUCCCAUAGAAAUAGCUAGGUCUGCAUUUUUGAAAGUCACGCUAUUAAAUAGUUCACUUGAGUUUGUUUUACAAGGAAGACUUUAAAAAAUCUGUAUGUCUCCUUAUAACCAUAAGGCUUAAAAGAACCUUUAAGCCUACAACAUCAUAAAAGGAGACAUUUUCAUAAAAUGAAGACAUAUCAUUAUAGAAUGAUGCCACAUAUGCUUCAUGGAAGUGUUUUAGCCAAACUGCUGUAUGCAGCAUAAGGAGUAGCACUUUAUGCAGAAAACAGAAUGAAACCUGCUGUAUCCUCCUGUUCACAGAAUCAAACAGCAAGUCAUUGUUGAGUACAGCCUUUCCCACCAAACCAGUGGCUCCCUAUCAUGGUUACAAUAGCACAAACACAGUGGAUGUGUUAGAUUGAGUAGAUAUGCAGCAGCAAGAUGGGCUUUCUUGGUCAAAAGCCAUCAGUUUUGCUCAGUUUCAUAUUUAAAACAGAAUCUCUAAAGCAACUUUUUACUGUUAAUAUAAGUAAUUAAUACGUUUUAAACAGAAACAGGGCAAUGCUGCUCUCAAAUGCUUAGGGGAAAAAAAACCAAUGUCUUCAAUAUCUGAAGAAAGAAUUGGCCCCUUAAUUCUUCUUGCUCUGCUAGCACCAGGAAUUAGUGCAUCUUAAGUUAAAUUUAAGGUUUUUUUCCAAGUUUGUUUGCCUGCAGUACCUAUUUGUAAUUUAAACUGCCUGAAACCCAUCUUUACAAUUAUUUCUUGGAGGGGGAGCCAGGUAGACAUACAGAGAAGGAGAAGUAAAUCAGGAUUAAAAAAACUGGUACUCUGAAAAGCAUAGCAAAGUUAGGUGCUAUUGUGCAUGACAUAAGGAUGCAAUUUUCCAAUACAAUCCAUUUACAGCACAUAGAAUAAGUUUUCAUUAAGGAUGGUCUUAAGCUGAAGCUUCAAACCAGAGGGUUUUUUCAACCAUAAAGGUAUCUAGUGUAACAAUGGAAACUGUUACGUGCAGUACUCGAUGGAAACAUUUCUGAAGUGUACACGUGCAACAGUGACAUUUCAUGUUAAAUUAACAAAAAUUUGCACUAAAUACCAACGAAGUGAAGUGUUACUUUGCUUUAGCUUUGUUGCAACCAUUUCUGAUAAAGUAUUGGAAAUCUGUAAAAAUAAACCCAGAACAUUACUACCCAGCUUAAAACAGCAAAAAUAUUUUAAGAACUGAACAAGCCACUAUGUAGUAUAUUGUCUCAAAUUUUUGUAACUUAUACAAACACAAAAUACCAUUUCUUCUGACAAGGUUAUAUAUGAUUAACCUCUAUGUUCAUAUAGUAAUGUAUAAAAACUAUAAGAUGUACAAUUGUGGGGUAUUCGUUGUGUACUUUUUUAAUUUUUCAAAUGUUUUAAAGUGCAAUUGUUUAUUAUACUAAUGUCAUUUUAAUUCUUAUUAAACUAUAACCCAGUCAAAAUUAUCUAA
This is a messenger RNA of Pipra filicauda (Wire-tailed manakin), 11800 nucleotides long. RefSeq names its product capping protein inhibiting regulator of actin dynamics (gene CRACD). Bases 4452 to 9155 code for a protein of 1567 amino acids. The record is from RefSeq and is a predicted model, not a curated record. Gene Ontology annotation, biological process: negative regulation of barbed-end actin filament capping; maintenance of gastrointestinal epithelium. The transcript is spliced from 10 exons. Lineage: Eukaryota; Metazoa; Chordata; Aves; Passeriformes; Pipridae.